This is a messenger RNA of Nymphaea colorata (pocket water lily), 1699 nucleotides long. RefSeq names its product ribulose bisphosphate carboxylase/oxygenase activase, chloroplastic-like. Gene Ontology annotation, cellular component: chloroplast stroma; thylakoid. Gene Ontology annotation, molecular function: ribulose-1,5-bisphosphate carboxylase/oxygenase activator activity; ATP hydrolysis activity; ATP binding. Lineage: Eukaryota; Viridiplantae; Streptophyta; Magnoliopsida; Nymphaeales; Nymphaeaceae. The record is from RefSeq and is a predicted model, not a curated record. The transcript is spliced from 7 exons. The coding region runs from base 119 to 1549 and encodes 476 amino acids.
GUGAGCACAAGCACGGUACUGAAGUGCUUGAUAUAAGCUAGCGUGGUUUCCACAGUGUUGCUAAAACCGUCACGCCUGAAAGAGUUUGGAAUCAGAAGAGCCUUUCAGCAAAACCCACAUGGCUACCGCCUUCGCCGGCGCCGUUAAUGUGGCUACGACGCUGAACAGACCCGGUUCGGGUUCUGUACCAUCUGUUUCAAGCUCUUCGUUCUUGGGUAGCAGCUUGAAAAAGAUCAACUCUGGAUUGAUCAGUGCACGUCCUUCUGCUAGCAACUUUAAGGUGGUAGCAGCAGCACCGGAUGCUGAUGAAACAAAGCAGACCGGCAAGGAUAGAUGGAAGGGGCUUGCCACUGAUAUUUCAGAUGACCAACAAGAUAUCACAAGAGGAAAGGGAAUGGUCGACUCAUUGUUCCAGGCACCAAUGGGGACUGGAACUCACCAUGCUGUCUUGAGUUCCUACGAGUACCUCAGCUCUGGGCUUCGGCAGUACAACUUCGACAACACAAUGGAUGGAUUUUACAUUGCACCAGCUUUCAUGGACAAGCUCAUUGUUCACAUAGCCAAGAACUUCAUGACCUUGCCAGGCAUCAAGGUUCCUCUAAUUCUUGGUAUCUGGGGAGGCAAGGGCCAAGGAAAAUCAUUCCAGUGUGAGCUUGUCUUUGCCAAAUUGGGAAUUAACCCAAUCAUGAUGAGUGCUGGAGAAUUGGAAAGUGGAGAUGCAGGAGAGCCUGCAAAACUCAUCAGGCAGCGUUAUCGUGAGGCAGCUGAUAUCGUUAGGAAGGGGAAGAUGUGCUGUCUCUUCAUCAAUGAUCUUGAUGCAGGUGCUGGAAGAAUGGGUGGCACCACACAGUACACAGUUAACAACCAAAUGGUGAACGCUACCCUGAUGAACAUUGCUGAUAACCCCACAAAUGUACAGCUCCCUGGUAUGUACAACAAGCAAGAGAACCCCAGAGUCCCCAUCAUCGUCACAGGAAAUGACUUCUCAACUCUGUAUGCUCCCCUGAUCCGUGAUGGCCGUAUGGAGAAGUUCUACUGGGCACCCACCAGAGAUGACCGGGUUGGUGUCUGCCAAGGAAUUUUCAGGGCUGACAAUGUGCCCAACCCGGAUGUUGUCGAACUCGUCGACACUUUCCCUGGCCAGUCUAUUGACUUCUUUGGCGCCCUUAGAGCACGAGUAUAUGAUGAUGAAGUGAGGAAAUGGGUAUCCAGCAUUGGAGUUGAGAACAUUGGGAAGAAGCUUGUGAACUCCAAAGAAGGACCACCAACAUUCGAAAAGCCAGCUAUGACAUUGGAGAAGCUCCUGGAGUACGGCAACAUGCUGGUGCAGGAGCAGGAGAAUGUGAAGAGAGUGCAGUUGGCUGACAAAUAUUUGGCGGAGGCAGCUCUUGGAGACGCCAAUGAAGAUGCGAUUCAAACAGGGGUUUUCUAUGGCAAAGCAGCCCAGCAAAUAAGUAUUCCAGUGCCAGAAGGCUGCACCGACCCAAACGCAGCAAACUUCGAUCCGACGGCCAGGAGCGAUGACGGCAGCUGUCUCUAUCAGUUUUAGAACACCCUCUUUCUCUCUCUUUACUUUCUAGCUUUUCCUAAGCCAGGGUUCGAUUCCAUGUAAGGGAAGGAAUAAGAUUAAAUUCGUGUUGGAUUUAUAGUGAAUUCUCUUCUAUGAGUAUGUUUUCUGCCUGCGAGCAGUUUUCGUUUA